AUGGCUACAAGACAAGCACAUAAGAGAUUAUCCAAGGAAUAUAAGCUUAUUAUAGAAAAUCCAACACCGUAUAUUCUAGCACGCCCCAAUGAGAACAAUAUCCUAGAAUGGCACUAUAUUAUCACAGGUCCACCUGAUACUCCUUACGUAGGAGGACAGUAUCACGGAACAUUGACAUUUCCCUCGGAUUAUCCAUUCAAGCCUCCUGCCAUUCGAAUGAUAACACCAAAUGGUAGAUUCAAGGAAAAUACUAGGUUGUGUCUUUCAAUGAGUGAUUAUCACCCUGAUCUUUGGAAUCCUGGAUGGUCAGUUGCCACAAUUUUAAAUGGGUUAUUAAGUUUCAUGACUGGAGAUGAAGCUACUACUGGUUCGAUCACCACUACAGAAUUUCAAAAGAGAACUCUUGCUAAGAAUUCUAUCCAUUAUAACACAUAUCAAAAUACAAGGUUCAAACUUGUAUUUCCUGAAGUAGUAAAGGAGAAUUUAGCUGUAUUAGAAGGGAAGGGGUCUGCUGAGAAGGAUGUCGGUAGUACGGAAUCGGAGGUUACCGAAACCUCAGCUGUGAAGGCAGUAAACAUCGAUGAGCUUGUAGACGAAACGAAUGCAAAGUCUCACUCAAAUGCCGGAGGCAAGACCGUUAAAAAGGAAUCAACUGGUGUAUCUGUAAAGGUUAUCGUUGGUGUAGCGAUCUUGGUUCUAAUUAUUGGACUCUCGUUAAGGUAA
Messenger RNA from Naumovozyma castellii, 723 nucleotides. It is a transcript of the gene UBC6, whose product is annotated as E2 ubiquitin-conjugating protein UBC6. The coding region runs from base 1 to 723 and encodes 240 amino acids. The record is from RefSeq and is a predicted model, not a curated record. The transcript has a single exon. Lineage: Eukaryota; Fungi; Ascomycota; Saccharomycetes; Saccharomycetales; Saccharomycetaceae.